Molecule: messenger RNA, 1977 nt
Organism: Blepharisma stoltei
Lineage: Eukaryota; Ciliophora; Heterotrichea; Heterotrichida; Blepharismidae
Source: the annotation of a GenBank genome assembly
AUGAGUAACCCACCACUGUGGUCUGGAUUUCAAUCUUUAGGCAUCCAAGUAGCUCAAAACGCAAUUGCUAACCUCCAUCCUUUGGUAAGCAUAAUUAAUAUGGGGGGGCAACUAUCUUACUGAGGUCGCACCACUGUGGGCGCCAAAAUGGUUUAUAUAGCCUAAACCAAGGUUCAGGCUCUUUAAUUCUAACCCUUAGUAUGCGUAAUCAAUGCUUUAUGGGGUGGGUAAACCUUGGGAGUCAGCUGAUGACUAUUCCAGUCCAGGUAUUGGUUAUCCAGAUGGUAUUAUGCUUCCAGUUCCGAAGGGCGGUGGCUUUUCAAGGGUGUCACCUCCCCCAAAGGUGGCCACAGGAGAAAUCGGGCCAACUUUACCUCCAUAGUAUCCGAUAGCGUACUGGCAGGGUGUCUUUCUAACCCGUCAAGACUCUUGGGGAUCACAGCGCAAGCCCUGCUCCGCAUCAAAUCUGGAGACUUUAAGCCUUUUAAUCAUCAUAAUCUUAAUCUUUGGUAAGUAAGCAAACAUUGCCCCGCUCGCAAAUCAAGGGUUUAUUUUUAAAAUUUUAGUUUUGUAAAAUUUUCCUUCCUUAUUUUUAAAAAACCAAAUCCAUAAAUAUUUGACAUUAGAUUUUUCAUUUAAUUUAUAAAAUUUAUGUUUUAAAGAUACAAGCUAUUCAAAAUUUUUAUAGUUAUUGGGCAUCCCAUUAUUAUAAUUAUAAUAAAUAUGAACAAAUUACCUUUAAUCAAUGAGGGUUAAUUUUUAAAAAAUAUGUAUUUCUCUAAUACUUUUGCUCACUAACCAAGGGAGAGUAAGCGCUAUUUCGCUCUUAAAAGAGUUCUGAUUACUGGUGCUUCCUCAGGAAUAGGUAAAGCUUGCGCCGUUUGGCUUUUAAAUCAAGGAGCUCGUGUAGCUUUAAUAGGUCGAGACUUAGAAGAACUCGAGAAAAUCGGUCACCAAUUCCCCAAUCAAGCUGUUGCAAUCCAGUGUGAUCUUGCAAUCGAUCGCCAGCAAUAUGAUAUGGUCCUAAGUGCUGUGGAAACCUUUGGUGGGCUAGACAUUCUUAUUAACGCAGCCGGAAUUAUUUUUGAAAAUGACUUAGAAUCCACAUAUCCCCAAGAUCACGACUACAUUAUUGAUAUAAACCUAAGAGCAGUCUACCAUAUAAUUCAUAUGUGCCAAAGCUUUUUAGAAAAAAGCAGAGGCUGCAUAGUGAAUUUGUCAUGCGAAUGGGGAAAUCGUCCCCAGCAAGGAAUGAUCUCCAAUUGUAUGGCCAAAGCCGGUCUUGAAAUGCUUACGAAAUGUUUAGCACUUGAGCUAGCUCCUGUUCGAGUAAAUGCCGUGGCUCCUGGGAUGACCAAAACCAAUUUAUUUAAAUACGCUGGCCUAACUCCUCAUGAAAUAGACGUCUUAAGAAACAGAAUGAUGAAGGCAAACCCGAUGAAAAAAAUAGCGAACCCAGAUGACAUUGUCAAAGCUGUUAUCUUUUUAUGCUCAAAAAGGGCUGCGAACAUCACAGGACAAAUCCUAAAAGUGGAUGGAGGGAUGAAUUUGACUUCAUCCAUCACUAUUGAUUGGCAAGAUACCUUGACGAUGAACGCAAAGUUCGCACCUACCGGAACACAGUCAAUUCCAAGACUUGUAGAUUGGGCCAGAAAAGAAGCGAGGAAAUUUCAAGGCGAAGAAGUGCAUGAUGAAGACUGGGUAAGAGAGCAUGAGUCUAAGAGCAAUUGGAGCACUAAUCUGGCAGAUGCGCAUAUCAAAGUUACUGAUAACUACAGCAAGCUUGAAAAAACAGAAAAUAUUUUGAGCAAUUUGGAGGAGCAGAAAGAUGAAAAUGGGACAAUUUAUACAGCAGAAAACCCUAAAGCUGCAAGAAUGAUAGCUGGAAGACAAAGUCAAGGCCCUAAAAGUGGGGCAGCAGUAGGGGGAAACUUGCUAGGGCUUGGAUUGAAUGCGCCGAAAAUGAAUUCUCCUUAA